AUGGAGGACUUUUUGUUCUGUGCAGCCCUCGAAGGUCGGACGACUUCGGACGAAAUCUUCUCGGCCUUCAUGUCCGCAACGUCAGACAUGGAUCUCGACUGGAAUAAAUGUGUCGGAAUUUGUACCGAUGGUGCCAGGAAUAUGACGGGGCGUACGUCAGGAUACGUCCGUAAGUUCUCAGCUAUUGCCCCGAACGCGGAAUGGACACAUUGUUUCAUCCAUCGCCAAGCCCUGGCAUGCAAAUCGAUGCCCAUUGAGCUGAAGAACGUCAUGGACAGCUGUGUUCAGGUGGUAAAUUUCAUAAAAGAUCGCGCAACGAAUUCCCGACUCUUCAAGCUUAUGUGCGAGGGAACCGACGCCGAUCAUCAUCAGCUCCUGUUCCACACAGAGGCUCGCUGGCUUUCCCGAGGGAACAUGCUUGAGAGACUGUAUUCGCUCCGUGAAGAAGUGCGUUUGUUCCUUCUCGAGCAGAAACAAAUUUAUCUUGGGCAACUCUUCCAUCAGAACGGAUGCGGCGCAUACAUCGCUUACCUAUCGGACAUUUUCGCCCACAUUAACGUCUUGAAUGCAACCCUGCAGACCCCGACGAUGAAUCAGAUCACCGCAAAGCAGAGGCUCCACGCUUUCAAGGGGAGAGAUCCUCAGUUAGUUUGCCUGAUGGCACAUCACCUACGACAGCUACAAGAUCAAUUCGAUGAUAAUCUCCCGAGCGAAGAUCUUACCGACGAUACAGGGGUCGAGAAUCCUUUUUACGUGGAUGUACAUCGCAUGCCAGAUAAGUUGAGCGCCUCAGAGAAAGAAAGCCUCAUCGAAGUAAGCUGUGACAAUCUCCUACGCUCGAUACACCAUCAGGAAGGGACAUCCGCGAUGUGGACCGCAGCUGUGGUUCCAUACGAGUCCCUCGCGAUGAAAGCUCUGAAGAAGCUGGUUCCCUUCGCCACAUCAUACUUGUGCGAGUCGGCAUUUUCGCAUAUGGUUUUCGUCAAAACGAAGGGGCGAAGCCGGCUGACCAAUGAGAAUCUCGAAGCUCAGCUUCGGAUCAAGGUAUCGCGGAUCGAACCGAAGAGCUCAUUGAGGAUGUUCAGCAACAACCAUCGCAUUAAGAGCCUAAGCCAAUUUGUUUGA
Molecule: messenger RNA, 1125 nt
Organism: Galendromus occidentalis (western predatory mite)
Lineage: Eukaryota; Metazoa; Arthropoda; Arachnida; Mesostigmata; Phytoseiidae
Product: zinc finger BED domain-containing protein 5-like
Exons: 2
Coding region: 1-1125 (374 amino acids)
Source: RefSeq, a predicted model, not a curated record